This is a messenger RNA of Onychostoma macrolepis, 1746 nucleotides long. RefSeq names its product BRF2 RNA polymerase III transcription initiation factor subunit (gene brf2). Lineage: Eukaryota; Metazoa; Chordata; Actinopteri; Cypriniformes; Cyprinidae. The coding region runs from base 163 to 1446 and encodes 427 amino acids. The transcript has 6 exons. Gene Ontology annotation, molecular function: TBP-class protein binding; RNA polymerase II general transcription initiation factor activity. Gene Ontology annotation, biological process: transcription initiation at RNA polymerase II promoter; transcription preinitiation complex assembly. Gene Ontology annotation, cellular component: transcription preinitiation complex; nucleus. The record is from RefSeq and is a predicted model, not a curated record.
GACCAUUAACGUCAUCAGGAAGCGCGGCGGCGUUAAAAACAAACGUACACUUGUCGCAAGAAGAGAUGAGAGAAGCCGCUUUCAGUGGAACAGAAACAACGCGUUUUUAUUGUUUUUCAUAGUAAUAUUCUACCGACCAUUUGAGGAUCAACCGCCACCAGUAUGCCGAGCAGCUGUCCCGACUGUGGCUCGUCUAAUGUGGUGGAGGAUGAUCUGUAUUCUCAGAGGCAGUGGGUGUGUGUGGACUGUGGGUCCGUGGUCUCUGAGGGACAUCUGACCACCUCACUGAGUGAAGAGACCCAGGGCAGAGCUGUGCCCUAUCAUGCUUCCACAGAGGUGUUCAAGCAACCGUGUAGAAAUCUAAUUGCUGGCUACUCUCGGGUCCGUGCACUGUGCCGUAUCCUCCGAUUAUCCAACGACAUGGAGUCUGCAGUAGCGAGUCUCUUUGGGCGCGCUUACAACCACCCAAACUUCAUCUACGUGACCUUAACCAAGAAAGAGAUCUUGGGAGGCUGUUGCGUACUGUCCGUCUGUCGCCAGUGCAACUGGCCUGUUGCCAUGGGAACCAUUGGUUACCUGUUGGGAGUGGAAAAUGCGACAUUAGGCGCCGUUUAUCGGGAGUUUACAAAGGCUCUGAACAUUGAGAUCAGUACUAUUAGCAUCAUGGACAUGCUGGAAAGCUUCUGCUAUGAUUUCAAGCUGGGUCCUCAACAGGUGGAAGAGGUGUUUGCUGAACCCCCCCAACGGCUGGUGGACAGGACGUCUGCUUUGAUUGAACUAGCCACUGAUGCCUGGAUAGUGACGGGCCGCCAGCCUUUGCCCCUCCUCAUUGCAGCGGUGUAUUUGGCAUGGCAGUCGCUAAAUCCUAUGGUCCGCAUGAAAUACACCUUCAAUAAGUUCUGCAAGAUCGGCCAAGCGCCUGAACAGUCGUGGCGCAGGAGCAGAGAGUCAGUUGUGAAGCGGCUGAAAGAGCUGCGGGACGUGCUGUGCAAGCUGGGCCGAGAGCUGCCGUGGCUGAGGGGCGGUGUGGUGGAGCCCAACACUGUGGUCAAACUGGUGGAUGACAUCCUGAAGAACCGCAAGGCGUUGCUCACGAGGGCAGUUAGAAACUACGAACAGCAGCUGCAAAAUGAGACUCAAACUGCACAAACGACAGAUUCAAACUGCUCCGAUUCGCCUUCCUCAAAGACUCCUGAGUUCGUGGAUCCCGGUCAGGCAGAAUGUGAGAAUCCUCCUGAUGAAGAACUACCACCAAACCACUGGAGUAAAAGGCACUUGUUUUUACCCCCCUGCGUGAAGAGUUGCAAGCGGCAGAGGGUUGACGCUCCGCAGCUGGAAGUGACCGGAGAUGAAGACAUAUCAGACAGUGAAAUAGAAUCAUACAUUCGCUCUCAGGAUGAAAUUGAAAUGUAUCAAAAGGUUCGGAAGGAGCUAAAGGAGGCAUAAUUGUGUCAGUCUUUACAUAUGCUGCUGAUAUAUAUAUGCUGUAUACAAUUGCUGCUGAUUUCCUGAUACUAUCUUUUUUUUUUUUUGUUACAUGAUUGAUUUUAUUUCAUUCAUUGCUCUGAUUAGUUCUGUUCAUUGUUAAUAAAUGCAUUUCUGUUUGAACUGGUAAAUUUCUAAAUGAUUUCUGACUAUUCAUGUUCUGUUUUAUGUAGCAAUGCCAUUUCAUUCUUGUUUGAAUCAGUGAUAAUUUAUAAACUUUAAAUUGAGUGUUUGAAUAUUUAUUUCUAAAUAUUGUUAAAC